UGUUGCACACGGAUAACUCAAAAUCCACUUUCUCGUAAGUGACCCACAGUUUAUCGACGCCCGAAACAGGAACUUCGGCGACUUUCGGCUGUUCGUCCUUGAUUCAAACUUUCGGGAUUACACCAUCAUGGAGAGAAAAAAAGGACCGGACAGCCGCAGACACAGAAAGCCAGUUGACUCUCCGCUGUGUAGCCUAGCGAUAGCUGAUAACGGAAGAAUGGGAGACUCUAAAAGCUGCUUUUAUCAGGAUUGAAGCCGCCCUCCUCGGGUCUCCUCCAGCUACUUUUUAUCCCAUGACCAAUGCCUCCGCAGGGCGAUGGGAACUACAAACCAGCGGCGGUGUCCCCUGCUCCCCCUGUCCCGCCGAGGAGGCUCCGGAGCCGGGACCGGGGCUCCGGCAGGGCUCGGCGGUCUGCGGGAGCCGGAGGAGGGGAGCGGCGGGUGAAAUGUGUGCUGGUCGGGGACGGAGCGGUGGGGAAAACCAGCCUGGUGGUCAGCUACACCACCAACGGGUAUCCCACCGAAUAUGUGCCCACCGCUUUUGACAACUUCUCAGCGAUGGUAUCAGUGGAUGGGCAGCCGGUCAAACUACAGCUCUGUGACACUGCUGGACAGGAUGAGUUUGACAAGCUGCGUCCUCUGUGCUACACCAAUGCCGAUGUCUUCCUGCUGUGCUUCAGCGUGGUUAGCCCCGCCUCUUUCCAGAACGUUCCUGAGAAGUGGGUUCCGGAGAUCCGCAGACACGCCCCCCUCGCCCCGCUGGUCCUCGUCGGGACGCAGUGUGACCUCAGAGAAGAUGUCAAGGUGCUCAUUGACCUGGCAAAGUACCGGGAGCGGCCCGUACAGCCAAGCGACGCCCAGGACUGUGCAACAGAGAUCGGCGCUGUGGCCUACAUGGAGUGCUCCUCCCUGACCCAGAAGAACCUGAAGGAGGUGUUUGACACGGCCAUCCUGGCCAGCCUGCAGAACCAAAACUCCCAUAAGCGCCCGGGAGGGAAACAGAAACGAAAAAAACAGCAAAGGCAAACACCGGACAAGAUGAAGAGUCUCUCUAAGUCCUGGUGGAAAAGGUACUGUUGUGUGGCCUAGAGCAGAGCCUCAGCGGACUUUGGCCUUGAUGCACCUCGGCUCUCAGACUGAUCUGAUGUAGCUUUCUGGCGACCUCAACCUGGCCUGGAGUUCAGCUGGGUUUCGAUCCUGCUUUUGGAUUAGUUGUCAUCCUAAUGGAGCUUCAUGUGGAGGAGGAACUUGACGGCUGGUAACCAAACUGAGACACACCCUGACGGAGCUAGCUCGAUGUGUGUGAUCACCUUUGUCUCCUAUGAACUGUUCCACGAUCAGCACGGUGUGUUCUUCUAUCGUCCUGUAACCAAACUAAGACCCUCAUGGAUCUAAAUCGAGACUUAGUCCUUUUUCUAGAAAGACUGUGAACGUAUCAGGGACGGGACCCUCGAGUGGGCCGCCCCCAUUUCUACUGGAAUCUAUUCUGGACAAAAAAAAAAAAAUUACUGUGCUGUUUCCCUCUAUAGGCUCACUAUUGGAUCUAUUCAGAUUUGGUUCUUUGUCUGACCUGGUUUUAAUUUUAGCCCGGGUCAAGUGGAGGAGGUACUGAUGUGUUGCCUAGUAGAAUGGACCUUCCAAACCAAAUAUGAAGCUGGACCUUUUUUUGAGACUUGGUUUAGCCUGUCACUAGGAACACCGGUCCAAGUCGCAAUUGCAUACUGCUGUGGAACAAAAAAAAAAAAGAUUUUCUAAUUUGGAUUUAAUCUGGUCUGAAUGGAACGUGUAUUCUGUGUAGUCUGAUGUUCUGGGAAAAAUCUUCCAAAGUGCAGUGGGAGGAAUCCGGCAGCCUGGAGGGAAACUGGACUGUCGGUGGGCCAGACUUGAUACUGCUGUGUGCUGUACGAGGAAAGUCAUUUCUUAGUCAGCAAAUGUGAUGCCUGUUUGAUUUUAGUCUAUUUUACACUUAGUCUGACCACAUUAUUUGGAAUGUGUCCAGAUUAAAUACUCUUAUAAGGCUGUGCUCAUGUGGGAUUGUCUUAGAUGUAAAUGCAGACUGCUCAUUUCCUAAAAUGGCAGUAAUUUUAACCUGGUCUCCAUGGUUCAAGAUACUGUGAUACAGCCUAGAAUGGAUCCAAAACUCUUGGUUCACCUGUUUUUAAGGUCAUGCUGGAUUGGCACUCUCUCUCUAUUAAGGCUUGGUUUGGAUUUUGUUGUGGUUCAGUUGUAUAAGGGCCCAUGUCCUGCUACUGUUUGGCCCAGAAUGGUGUUUGGUGUUCAAGGGUGCAUAUCACAUUUUGCUUGGAAAAGCUCCACUGCUGAAAGACGUAUGGCUCACAUGCUGUCCUCGCCUUAACACCACUUAAUACCUCAUCUUUUUUCCACUUCUGAGAUAUUUCCUUUAUCAUGUGAAGCAUGGAAAGUGAUGAACCAGCAGAAAGUAGCUACCAAAUGUCUCUGUUUUGGAAAAGGGUGCUGAACAAGGCUCCAGUGUGCUAAAACACAGCAAAUCAAGAAUGUCACAGGACCCACAUGACAAAAACACUAGUAUUGUUCUCUAACAGCAAGUUAUAUCCUUCCACAAAACACAGUAUUGUGUCUGUAUUACGGCCACGAACCGGCCUGAACUUCAGGACAAGAAGACAUUUUGCAUUUCAGUGUUUUGUUUCUCUCCAGCCCUGUAACAUUUUGUGGAAAAAGGUCUUUGUACUGGUACUUCCAUUAUCUGAAGAGCAGUGUGUUACACAUGUAAGCAUCUGUGUGCGCAUUUUGGCCACUAGAUUAUACGAUAUAAAUUAAGUGCUCUUUGUGUAUUUCUACAGUUUCAAAAUGUGCUCUUUGUCGAGAUUUGCAGCAACAGCAGGCUCCAUAACAAAGCCUGAGUUGGAGUACGUUGAGUUUUUUUCUCCUGCAUUUCAAUGCAAUCAUGUAUCUAAGACUGUGAAGUGUGACUUAUGUACAUAUUCAGUGAAAUCUUUUUUUUAGGUUUUAAUGAACCUAAGUUUGAUUAAUUCAUCCAGUUGCUUGGCACCUGUUCCAUUAUUUUUGUUCAGUAUAUAAUUUUCUGCUGUACCACAGUGGUAACUAUGGUAGACGUCCACCGUUCUGCAGCCAUCGUGCAUCAGUGCUCAGAUCCUCGGUGUCCUCCAGUAGCUCUGCAGCAGACCACGCUGCCUGUUCUUUCUAAAAUAGACCAAAUAUCAAAUUUUGCUCCGCAGAACUGAUAAAGCAUGCCGGUAAAUUUGUGUUUCCCAAUAAGGUAAUUGCCAGACUAUUCCGUGUGUCUUGUGAUCGCUCAACCAGGAACAAAAUGUAAUCAAUUUUCAAGUAUUUUUGUUCUGCUGGAUAGCAGAACAUCAGUGCAGUGUGGGUUAGGGUUAGGGAUGACUCUGAUUCUUAAAAGUUUUGUUAAAGAGUCACACACUAUAGAAAUACUGAUGCUACCAGAAACCCAAUGUAUUCUCAAAAAGUAAAGUUUGAAAUUUAUAUCAGUUUUUAAGUAAAUCCAUAAUUGUUUAUUGCAUAUAUAACGUAGUUAUUGAUGUAUUGACUUGACAAAAAACAAAACAAAAAACAAAACAUGUGUUUAUUCCACUAGUGGAGGCAUUUUGCUGGUCCUCUGUUUGAAACAAACUAGCAAAAAAACAAA
This is a messenger RNA of Myripristis murdjan (pinecone soldierfish), 3649 nucleotides long. It is a transcript of the gene rhoua, whose product is annotated as ras homolog family member Ua. The transcript has 4 exons. The record is from RefSeq and is a predicted model, not a curated record. Gene Ontology annotation, molecular function: GTP binding; GTPase activity. The coding region runs from base 301 to 1089 and encodes 262 amino acids. NCBI's taxonomy places the organism in Eukaryota, Metazoa, Chordata, Actinopteri, Holocentriformes, Holocentridae. Gene Ontology annotation, biological process: small GTPase-mediated signal transduction.